Molecule: messenger RNA, 2952 nt
Organism: Phyllopteryx taeniolatus (common seadragon)
Lineage: Eukaryota; Metazoa; Chordata; Actinopteri; Syngnathiformes; Syngnathidae
Gene: cldn23.1
Product: claudin 23.1
Exons: 1
Coding region: 114-947 (277 amino acids)
Biological process (GO): cell adhesion; bicellular tight junction assembly
Cellular component (GO): plasma membrane; bicellular tight junction
Molecular function (GO): structural molecule activity
Source: RefSeq, a predicted model, not a curated record
UUGUUAAGCACUUGUUGCAAGUGUCUUGAGCCAGUUUUUCCACUCUUACAAGUCAAACACACAGCACAGCACACACACACACACACACACGUGGAAAGAGACGAACCGUGAAGAUGCCGAGUCGAAACACGCAGGAAUGGAUCCGCCUGUCCCUCCGCACGCCAGGCAUCUUCAUCUUCGGCCUGGUCUUGGCGCCCUGCGGCUGGGUGCUCAACCUGACCGCCACCGUGGCCCCCAACUGGAGGACCCUGGAGGACGUGCCCAACACGCCCAGCAACGAGUUCAUCGAGCAAGGCAUCUGGGACAUCUGCCGCUCCGUCACCACGUCGACGUCGUCCACGUGCGGCCUGGAGGACAGCCUGUACUUCGGUAACGAGAUCAUCGAUGUGGCCCAGGGUCUCAUGAUUGCCUCGCUGGUGGUCACCCUCGUGGGCCUGGCCGUGGCCAUCCCCGGGAUCCGCUGCUGGAAGGAGAAGCCCAACUGGGUGGUGGCCGGCCUUGGGGGGCUCUUGAUCUUCAUCUCUGGAGUGCUCGCCAUCAUCCCCAUCUCGUGGUACACCCACAUACUGGAGGACAUCAGCACGGUGACGCCUACGGUGACCCUGCGUGUCGGCUACUGCAUCGUGCUGGGCUUUAUCGGCGGCAUCUUCGAGAUCCUGGGCGGCUUCGUCAUGUUCAUCGGCAUCUGUCGCUGCUGCGGGGGGAAGAACCGCGGCGAGGUGCGGGUGGAAGAGAACGGGCGCAGCCGCUUCAGCACGCGGCAACAGACGCAGCCCAGACGCGUGGACGUGCCCUCGCUGAGACGGGACCGCAGCCCCGCGCCCAGCAGCGUGCCCUACUCCCGGGACUCCCUGGACGACGACGUGUCCUUCCCCAGGGCCAAGAGCGCCGGGCCCCCCUCCAUCAACACGUCGUACAGCGGGAGGCCCUACGACGCAGACUUGUGAGGGGACAGAAAGAUUAUUAUCAGUCAUCGCAGUGUUUCCCAACCUUUGUUGAUCCAAGGCACAAAUUAUGUUACGUGAGAAAAACCCAGUGGUGGCAACUACAAAAACUUCGUUACUGUACUGAAGUAGAUUUGCAGGUAUCUCUCUACUCGACUAUUUAUUUUCCUUAACUCCCAGGCAUUUACUGCAACUGUACUUUUUCCUCCUUAUUUUGGCAACAAUGUUGGCUCCUUCUUGGAAGUAACUAUAAGUACAAAUACUUCAUGAGUGUAAUGAAUUCGAUUUAUCAAGUAGAUUCUAUGUAUUUUUUGAACAAUGUUUGACUUAACUCCCCAUUAAGUACAAAUAUGUAACUGUACAGAAGUAGAUGUGUCAAGUAUCUUGGACACUGAAAAAAAACGUUGUUUUUUUUUGCUGUAGUCUACUGGAGUAUUUACUUUAUGACUUUGGUAAAAUAGGCUCCUUCAGGGAAGUAACUGAGUACAAAUACUUCCUUACUGUACCAAAGUACAUUUGUCAGGUAUCAGUGCUCGAGUAUUUCUUUUCCGACAACUUUAUACUUUAACUCGCUGAUAUCUUUUUACUCCUUACAUUGUCAAAAUAAGCUCAUUAUGGGAAGUAACCAAGUACAAAAACGUAGUUGCUGUACUUAAGAAGAGUUUUCAUGUAUUUGUGCUUUACUUGGGGAUUCAUUUUUGGGAAAUUUUUUUCUUUUCACUUUUUACAACCUACAUUUGGUAACAGAUAUUUGUACGUUGUACCCCUUACUUUGUCUAAAUAGGCUUGUUACAUUUUUAAACCGUCGCUGACGAUAAUGCAACGAAAAAAAAAAGAGCCAAAUUCAGAGAGGGGUACAAAAAAAAAUCUAUCAGUAUAUAUAUUUUUUCAUUCAAUACAAAAAACCAAAAUGCUCGAUUUGUAGUAUGUUACGCAUAAUUCCGUACACCAUUUUUGAACGCUUUCGGAAAACAAGACAUAACCAAGUCAACACACAAGAAGAAUCAAUUUGCCUCAAUUCAACCUUUGCAAAUUACUUACACCACUUUUACUUAAUGGAGUUGAAUAGGUACUUCUACUUUUUACAGAAUAUAUAUUUUACGCAAGUAUUUGUACUUCUACUCAAGUACAGCAUGUGAGUAUGUUUGCCACCUUUGGACAGACUCAAAUAUCACAACAAGUAUUAAUACUGAAAUAUUGCUGAUCAAAUAUAAAUUCACUUACAAAUUAAGUUACUCUGUUUAGUUGAACAUAAAGCUACUAUGUUGAUGUAUGAAUGGCAACAGGUUAGGGUUAGUUGCCAUGUAUAGUGGAAGAGCAUUCAAUUGUUAUGUCUGUCACUAUAAUUAGCUGGCAGAGAUAGAUGCACAAAAGGAAAAUAUUUUUUGGCCCAGUUAAGUGACAUUGAACAAUUACCACAGCACAUGGGUUGGGAAUGGCUGAUUUAUUGGACAUUAAUGGUGAUCGCCACAUGACAACAUUCUGCAAUAUGUUUAUAAAAAAUAAAAAAAAUAAAAAAAGGAACAUCCAGUCCUUUUUUAACAUCACCAUUGUCGACUAAGACUGCCUUGUUUUAUUUUUAUUUUUUCAUGCUAAUUGAUGGUUAAAGUGGCUAAGAGAAAUAAAAUAAGUUUAUGUCGUUGAAGCCAAAGUUGUUUGAGUAUUAAUGCAAUGAAGGAGUCAGUUUGAAAUGCUGUUUAAUGUAUUUACGGGUUUGUGGCGCUACAUCUGCCAAAAAGCAGUGCAAUCAAACAUUUAAUUGAAGGGGAAUCAAGGUUUUUGUGAAGAAAAUCAGCCAAGUGAAGAUUUUUUUUUUGUCUUGUAUACAUUAAUUUGUAGAUUCCUAUCCUAUAUCUUUCUGGAAUGACUAACUAGGACAAUGAAUAAUGUAAAUAUUCCUGUAUGCACUUUACAUUGAUGACUCGAAGUGAUGUGAUAAAAAAAAAAAGAAAAAAAACUCUCUCACUGUUGUGCAAGAGCUUUAUUAAACUGUCCACUAUGUCUAUAA